AAAUGGGAGGGACGAAAAUCUAAACUUCCGGCAGUGGGUCAAAGAACAUGGCCACUUCGUUGUGUCACCAUGGGAUUCGAAUGGUUCUCUUGAUAUUUGGCCUCCUGCACUCAGCUCAGCGUUGGGUGCAGGCGGUCCGUGUUGACGCAGUUUUAAUUGAAGAGGAAUCUAUAAAAAAGGAUAAAACGGGGUCCCAAAUAAUAUAUGAUUCAAUCAAACAGAAAAUCCGACUGAUCGGCCAUGAACUCUCCGAUGAAACAGAAGUAUCCUUCACAACCAACGAGCAACAGAGGAACAACAGCUGCAGUGAUUUGAAGCGGACCAGCGCUUUCGUGGCCUCAUCGUCCGAAGCAAAUAUAUCAGUGAUAUUUAAAGUAACAUUGAACCCUCUACUUCCCGGAGAAACUUAUUAUUAUUUGUGUAUAAAGCAAUCUUACACCGUAAAUUCCGUGAAAAUGGAUCAUUGGAUCCACCAGGGUAGCGACUCUUGGCUCCGACUUAAGGCUGAAACAUAUAGAAAGACUUUGUUACCUGUAUGGAUCCAAAUAAUUUUGAUAAUUGUUCUGUUAUGCUUGUCAGGCCUUUUCAGUGGUUUGAAUUUAGGGUUGAUGUCUUUGGAUAAAACAGAAUUAAAGAUUAUCGAACAGUCAGGUUCCAAAUCUGAGAAGCGUUUCGCGCGGAUUAUACGACCAGUCCGAGAGAAGGGAAACUUUUUACUUUGUACUUUACUUUUAGGUAAUGUUUUAGUGAACAACACAUUAACUAUCUUGAUGGAUGAUUUGACCGGCAGUGGUGUUUUUGCCGUCAUAUCAGCCACCGUAGGUAUUGUUGUUUUUGGAGAGAUAGUACCACAAGCCAUUUGUUCGCGCCAUGGACUAGCUGUCGGAGCCCGCACUGUAUGGAUUACACGCUUAUUUAUGGUCUUGACAUUUCCCCUCUCCUAUCCUGUUAGUUUAAUAUUGGACAAAAUUCUGGGAGAAGAAAUCGGUCAGGUGUACAACCGAGAAAAAUUGCAGCAGCUUAUUAGGUUGGCGAAAGAUUUGAAAUGUGAAGAAGUAGACAUAAUCUCCGGAGCGUUGGCUCUAACUAAAAAAACGGCGAAAGAUGCUAUGACUAAAAUGAGUGAUGUUUUUAUGCUAGAACUCAACACUAUCUUAGAUUUUGAGACAGUGUCUGAGGCCAUGAAACAAGGUUACACUCGAAUACCUGUUUAUGAGAAAGACCGUGAAAAUAUCGUAGCUAUUCUCAACAUCAAGGAUUUAGCCUUAAUUGAUCCUGACGAUAAAACCCCUUUGAGAGCGGUGUGCAAGUUUUACAAUCACCCCGUGUUGUUUGUUUUUGACGACCAUAAACUGGAUAAUAUGUUACAAGAUUUUAAACAAGGUCAGUCUCAUAUGGCUAUAGUGCGAAGAGUGAAUAAUGAAGGAGAUGGUGAUCCUUACUAUGAAACUCUGGGCAUCAUUACAAUGGAAGAUGUCAUUGAGGAGUUGAUACAGUCUGAAAUUAUUGAUGAAACUGAUACAGUUCUUGACAACAGAAUGAAGAAACCUCGUCAUCUUGAUCGCAAGGACCUCAGUAUAUUUAAUCAGCCAGAUGAAGCAAAUCAACCCCAUGUUUCUCCACAGCUUACAUUGGCUUGCUUCCAGUUCUUGUUUUCAAGUGUUGAGCCAUUCAAAGAAGAAUAUGUAUCAGAGUCUGUGUUAAAACGUCUCUUGAAAGAGUAUGUAAUGAGAGAAAUUUGUGUAAAUCAAGAUGAUGACCAAGCCAACUACCUCUUCAGAGAAGGACAGCCAUGUGAUUUUUUUGUCCUUAUUUUGCAAGGACAUGUAAAUGUAAUUGUUGGAAAGGAACAUAUGGUCUUUGAUGGUGGACCAUUUUCAUAUUAUGGAGUGGAAGCACUAAUGAACGUCCCAAGAUCAGUUAUUUCCCCUGGAAGUUCCUUUGGAAGUGAAGUGAUAAAACAAGAACCCUACACCCCUGAUUACUCAGUAAAAGCACUCACUGAUCUUCAAUAUUUGUUGAUUCCUCGUGGGAAAUACAUAGCAGCUCGACGGGCAACACUAUUUGGUCAGAAGCGGGAGUCAUUGGCAUCCCAGAUUGAAGCUGAGACAUUUAAGCAGGAGUUGAACAAAACUAAAUCAUCUCAUAAUGGACAUAGUCAUGCCCUUUGGAAGCCUACAGUGGAAGAUGAUGGGUCAUCAUUCAGCUCUAACAGUAGACGUGCUUCAGAUGGAACAAUUCAUAAAUAUAAUUACUUCAGUGGCAAAUGUAGUAGUGGUGUAAUUGCUGGAGGCAGCAGCAGUUCAGUAAAUGUUAUGAAAGAAGCAGCAGUGUCAGCAUCAUCAGCAGUUGCAUCAUCAGGGGCAGUGCCCAUGCAGAAGUCUGUGUCGUCAGGCUACAUUUCAAAUUUGAAGCAGAAUUUAUCUUCUCAUGAGGUGAAGGAAGCUAGUGGCAUCAUCAGCAGUGGAGAUGUCAGCAGCAGUGGAGGAGGUGAUGCUCAUCAUCAUCAUCACCAUCACAGUAGCAAUGACAACAACAUGGAGACAAGAAAGCUUCUACUUCCAAACAACGAAGAAGAAGAGGAAGAAGAUUGUGAUGAAGGUGAUGGUUGUGCUGAUUGUGAUAACUCUACUGUCGCUAACCCUGCUGAUGCUGUUGCUACCAGCACUACAAUCCACUCUGAGACUGACUCAAAUAACACUAACCAAGUUGGGGGAGCUGGUGGUGAACGAACACCUCUUGUAGUGUGAUAUCUAAGUGAAUUUUAACUCACUGAAUGACUUACCAUCCAGACAAGGGAGAGUUGUGGUGGUGGUGGUAAAUGCCUGGUUAUGAUACAUGAACACAUGUAAACAUCAUGCACUACAAACAAGAUAUACAUGGACGUAGACAUAUUAUGUACACAUUUAUGUGAUUCCCCAAAUGCACCUGCAAAUGUAUACAUACCUGUAAGCAUAUACACUGACAUUUACAUACAUAAUUUAUAUACACACAUUUGUUUUCUAUGUAAAUAGACUCUUGUUUAGACACAUGUAAACAUAUACAACCACACAAAUAUUUGUUUUAUUAAAAAAAAAAAAAAUGGAAACAUUACAAAUACAUAGGGGAAAGGAUGAUUGAAAUUUUGAGAGAUAAUUUGUACAUAAAUUGAGGGAUCAGAGAUAGAGGCAAAAUAAGGAGAGCACAGAAAUAUUAUAAUAACAAAUCAAUGAACAAUAGCAAGUGCCCAAACAACAGCAAAAAUGACAUAAAAAUAACAUAAUGUCAGCACUAACAACAGCAGUAGUGACAAUAAUGUCAUUAACACAAUUAUACUACUAAAACCAAUACCAAAAACAAGAAAAUAAUCUUUACGCGCUUAUUCUCAU
Molecule: messenger RNA, 3368 nt
Organism: Octopus bimaculoides (California two-spot octopus)
Lineage: Eukaryota; Metazoa; Mollusca; Cephalopoda; Octopoda; Octopodidae
Product: unextended protein
Biological process (GO): transport; magnesium ion homeostasis
Cellular component (GO): plasma membrane
Molecular function (GO): transmembrane transporter activity
Source: RefSeq, a predicted model, not a curated record